Mesitornis unicolor (brown roatelo) is the source of this 3720-nucleotide messenger RNA. RefSeq names its product structure-specific endonuclease subunit SLX4-like. The annotation marks the transcript as partial. The record is from RefSeq and is a predicted model, not a curated record. Gene Ontology annotation, cellular component: nucleus; Slx1-Slx4 complex. NCBI's taxonomy places the organism in Eukaryota, Metazoa, Chordata, Aves, Mesitornithiformes, Mesitornithidae. Gene Ontology annotation, molecular function: enzyme binding. Gene Ontology annotation, biological process: resolution of meiotic recombination intermediates; interstrand cross-link repair; meiotic DNA double-strand break processing. The transcript is spliced from 6 exons.
UCCUCCCUCAGGUUGCUGGCUGAAGAUUUCAGUGCAAUGGUCAACAACCCCCACUUAAGUGAUGUCCAGUUCCAGGUAGACUCUGGGGAAGUCCUUUAUGCCCACAUGUUUGUGCUGUACGCACGGUGUCCACAGGCCGUCCAGGUUGUUCACAGCCAAGGUUUCUUAGUGGAGGAGGAUGGGAACGCGCAGACACACCGUGUGCUGCUGAGUGACGUAACCGAAGAGGCGGUGUGUGCAUUCCUGCGGUACCUUUAUGCUGCUGAUGCUCACGUCCCUGCUCGGGUGCUGCCCCAGGUGGGGGAUCUGGCUGCCAGGUUUGGUGUGAGGGAACUGAUGGCAGUGUGUGAGAACAACACUGGAGAGACUCAGGUGUCUUCUGGAGUGGAUUCAGAAGAUGAUCUUAUCUCUGUGAGGGAUGACAAAGAUUGUGAGGACAGAGCUGAGAAUUUCCAAGACCUCUUGAAGUCAGUGUGGGUAGAUGAAGAUGAAGAAGAGGUAGCUAUGCUGAACCCUGAGUGCCAGAAGGGAGAUGACAAUGGAGUGGGUGAACAGGAGUUGGAGGAGAUCUAUGAGUUUGCUGCAACUCAGAGAAAGAUGAUGCAAGGUGAAACAGAGGUGAGUGAGGGAACAGACUGCAGCAUCUGCAGUGAUACUGAGGCAGCCCCAGGUACAAACCUGCAAACUGAGGAGAAAGAGGUAAAGAGAUGUGAACCUGCUUCAAUAAGCAACAGCUUCAAAGAUUUGGGAGAUGACAAUGAUGUGGAAAGACCUAAAUGCGACUCGUCUGCACAAGAGAAAACGCAGAGUAUAAAUAGGUGCAAGAGCACGAAUGUUUCACCGACGACUUUUGUGCCUCACCACAGUGAAGCUCAAAAAUGGGACAUAGCAUCCCAUGGUGCCACUGCUAAUGAAGGAGAGGCUGUUAGAAGAUGUGAAGGUGUGAAGGAUCCCAAGUCAUCUCAGGUCUCACAUGAUGGGGCAGAUCACUGUGAAAAACAGUUCCUCAGUGAUAUUAAUACGCGUGAAAGUUACAAACGCUUGUUUUCUGCAACUCAGGGAGACUCCCGUGAGCCUUCCCCGGUGAAAGAAGGGGGAGAAUCUGGAAAGGCUCCUAGUGAGAAACAAGGUGAUAUUAAUGAUUCACCUCUGUACAGUAAGUCACAAAAAGACCUCUCUCCACAUAAGAAUGGCUUUUAUGGGAGUCCUCCCAAACCUUAUGUGCCCUUUUUUCCUGCUGUUGGCUCUUCACCUGCAUCUCCAAAAUCAGAGGGAGAGUUUGCCAGAGAACGUGAGUCAACGCCGAAGCAGAACAAAAAGGAAAAAUCAUUGCCUUCUGAUGAAAUAACUUUUAAGAAAGCCGAUGAACUGGAUACUCCAUCAGGAAACGACAGUGCAAUUUCUCAAGCUAAGCUUCCCGACGUUGAUUUAAACAAGCAUACAUAUGUCCCGGUGUUGUCAUCACCGGUCAUCAGAAUUCAGGAUGCUGCGGCUCAGGGGAACAAGGAGGGUGAUGUUAUUGUUUUAUCCUCUGAUGAUGAAAUGGAGUUACAACAAGAUAAGAAGUCACCAGGUUCAGGCUCUGCUCUGAAGAAAAUGGAAAUCCCUGGGCAACUGAAAUGUACAAAUGUAGCACAAGGUCCUGAGAUACCAAAACCUGAAGCUAAUUCAUCAGUCACUGAAGCAGAACAGAGAUCAUCCCAGAGUUCAAGUGGCAUUACAGAUACAGCGCAUAUAAGUAAUGAUGUAAAGAUGCCCACUGAUUUGCCUCUCGGCAGACAAAUAGAUGCUUGUAUGGACAGCAAACGGACUCCAAACCUGAGCCCUGUGAAGAAGCUCGGUCAUGAAGUGUCUUCUGGUACAGACAGCUCCUGGCUAGUGCCGGACACACCAGUUCUGAGCAAAAGCAGAAGUUUCUCAGCACAGACUCAGGUCACAAGUAUUAAUUCUUUAAAGAGUCCAAGAUCUAAACUCAGCACAGAGAACUUAGCAGCAGGUAAUAGUAACCAUGAAAUGGCUGGAGAUUUAAUAGAAGUUUGUGAAACAGCAUUGUCACACAACCAUUUGCCCAUGGAGAACUCAAUCAGUGAAAAGAGCCCUUCCAGCAGCCCAACCGCAGCAUCAUUUUCCAAGAACUCCCCACCAGUUUCUCCAGUGGAUCCAGUUCUCCUCUCCCCUGACUGCACCAACAGGAAGAGCAAAUCUCCAAGAUCUGCCAAGAUCUCAUUUCUGUCCAGACCUGUGCCCCCAUGCCAUAAGCAGUCAUUGGAAGAGAAAACAAAUAUCAGUGUGGUUGAGAUAGAGGACAGUGAAAAGGAAGUAAGUCUGCCCUCUGUGAGUAGUAGUGUCUUGCUCUGUGACGAGCCCUCAAUCCCCAUUGAUGACUGCUGGCAUGUUGAGUAUGUGUCACCAGUCAGAGGUAACAGCCAGGACUCAAACCAGGUCAGCUGUGCCAAGACCAGCACGGCCAGCAGCCCCAGACCUGGCUCUUGGCGUGACCAGUGGGAGAGCCCAGUCUGUGGUCAGGAAAUUAAGGGCAGUACCCCUCUUCGAGGAAGUCUUGUUGGCAGAAGAACAACUUUGUUCUGUCUUGAAAAGAGUCCAAUUGAGGCAUGUUCAUCAGCGGGCAGUAGACCAAGCUACCUGGACUCCAAAAUCUGGGAUGAUUGGAAUGGAGAAGAGGAGGAAGAUGAAUUUCCAGAGAUGCUUCCUCUGUCUCAGAGGUUGUCAGCUGCAGCAGGUGCUCGUCAGACACAUCCUGUAAAGACUCCUGAACCAUCCUGUCAGGAGAACAGCAAGUCUUCCAGCACUCCCAUCACACCAAUGCCAGCGUACUCCCUCAUGGAGACCCCACAGCUGAAGAAGGAGUUGAGCAGAUUUGGAGUUCGUGCUCUCCCGAAACGCCAGAUGGUGUUGAAGCUGAAGGAGAUAUUCCAGUACACUCACCAGGAUGUGGACUCUGACUUUGAGGAUGAAAUCCCGUCUUCCCAGCCUCCCUUGCAGAAGUCCCCAGCCAAACGCUCCAGGCAGCCAAAGGCAGACCGGACUGCAGGUGGAAAGCGUGCCAGUACGUCAAAGGCUGUGGGCAAAAGGAAACAAGUUGCUACAGCUUUUUCUGUGCUCCCUGCGGGAAGGGCUGAUGAUGACCUUGUUGGAUCCUGUGAAACAGGCUGUGCAGCAGCCAAGGAGGCAGCUAGAAUGACAGAUCACACAGAAGGAGCCAAAGAGCAGAAAAGGUCAUCUGUAUCUCCAGAGAAAUGGUCUCUGGCAGCAGAUGGUGAGGAACCAAUGUUCUCAGCAUCUCGGGACUGUGCAGUUUCUUCAGUGGAUGGAAGUAGCAUCUCUCUUGGUUCACAGAGUUCUUCUGUGAAUGGAUUUGAAGCCUGUGCUUUUGUAUCUGAGGAGGAGAAAGGGGAGCUUCCAGCAUCUCAGGCAGCAGCUCGGGAAGAAGAAAAGCUGGAGGCAGUAAAGAACUACAUCCGUUCAAACACAGCCCUGUACCACAAGGUUCUCUUUUAUGAGCCAAUUGAGCUGGCCGAGCUGCACACAGAGCUGAAACAGAAUGGCAUUAAAAUUUCCAAGGCAAAGCUGCUGGACUUUUUAGAUGCUCAGUGUAUCACAUUUACCACAGCUGCAGCCCGGAAAGAGAAGGAACGGAAAAGGAAGGGAAAUAAAAAACAGAGGAGACGAUACUGAAUGGAGCCCACUCCUCCAUCCUGA